Asparagus officinalis (garden asparagus) is the source of this 826-nucleotide messenger RNA. Its product is annotated as calmodulin-7. The transcript is spliced from 2 exons. The record is from RefSeq and is a predicted model, not a curated record. The coding region runs from base 100 to 549 and encodes 149 amino acids. Gene Ontology annotation, molecular function: enzyme regulator activity; calcium ion binding. NCBI's taxonomy places the organism in Eukaryota, Viridiplantae, Streptophyta, Magnoliopsida, Asparagales, Asparagaceae.
GAAAAUAAAAAAGAAACGGCCUUCUUCUCUCACUCUCUCCUCUCAUAAACUCGAUCCCUGAUCUCUCUCUCUCUCUCUCUCUCUCUCUCUAGAAUUCUCAUGGCGGAUCAGCUCACCGACGAUCAGAUCUCCGAGUUCAAGGAGGCCUUCAGCCUCUUCGACAAAGACGGCGAUGGUUGCAUCACAACCAAGGAACUGGGAACUGUGAUGCGCUCCCUUGGCCAGAACCCCACAGAGGCCGAGCUUCAGGACAUGAUCAAUGAGGUCGAUGCUGAUGGAAACGGUACCAUUGACUUUCCGGAGUUCCUCAACCUGAUGGCCCGAAAAAUGAAGGACACCGACUCCGAGGAGGAGCUCAAGGAAGCAUUCCGGGUCUUUGACAAGGACCAGAAUGGCUUCAUCUCUGCAGCUGAGCUUCGCCACGUCAUGACCAAUCUUGGUGAGAAGCUGACCGAUGAGGAGGUUGACGAGAUGAUCCGCGAGGCUGAUGUUGAUGGCGAUGGGCAGAUCAACUACGAGGAGUUCGUCAAAGUCAUGAUGGCUAAGUGAAGCAGUAGUGUUAUGAUUCUAAGUUUCCCUGUGUUUGUAGGUAGCUGUUUAAUUUAGCAGUUAGUUGCGGAGGAGGAGAACAUAAAUGGUGGUAUUUGUGUGUUUGUGUGCUUGUGAAUUUGUGCUUUAUUUAUGUUGGUGAUUUUUUUUUCAGUAGUUUGGAAAUUGGGCUUGGAUUUCCCUCCAGUUGAGUCGUUGCUUUUUGCAGCUCCUUGUUUAGUUGUUCCAAUCUUUCAUGACAGCAGUCGUAUUUUUAUUAUUUUUCUGCUUGAUUCUC